Esox lucius (northern pike) is the source of this 6398-nucleotide messenger RNA. RefSeq names its product envoplakin. The record is from RefSeq and is a predicted model, not a curated record. Gene Ontology annotation, cellular component: cytoplasm; intermediate filament; membrane. Lineage: Eukaryota; Metazoa; Chordata; Actinopteri; Esociformes; Esocidae. Gene Ontology annotation, molecular function: cadherin binding; structural molecule activity. Gene Ontology annotation, biological process: wound healing; intermediate filament cytoskeleton organization.
UGGAGACCCUGCUAGAGAGAAGAGGGAAGCCCGCACUAGAGACAGAGCACACAGCCUCCCAGGAUGUUUAGUAAGAAGAAGGAGUAUGACCUGGUGAAGGUUGCCCAGAGCAAGACCAAUGAGCUGGCAGUGUUGGUGACGCGCAUCCAGGGCAAUGCAGAUCAGGUGGAGAAGAACGUGCUGCGUUCUGAGGCCCUGAUGUCUGUGGACAAAGAGAAUAUGAUGAAAAGCAGGCCCCUUCUGUACCAGGAGGAGAAUGCUGAAAUCCUGUCUGAAACUGAGGGGCUGCUGAAGGACCUGUUCCUGGAUGCGGACCAGGCCAAGACGCUCGCACACCCACAGGCUCGAGAUAUAGAAAUCGAUGUGAGCAACCUACACGAGCAAUGGUCUAAAGACUGCGUCACAUAUCGGGACCUGUAUGAGGCGAUGCCAGAGGUGGCGCUCAGUCCCAGGAUUGACUGGGCUCAGGUCCUGAGGGAGAAACAGAAACAGUUAGGUGUGGAGGAAUAUGGACCGAAGCUCUCUGACGUGGAAAAGCAGAUUGCCUCCCAUAACAUCCUGCACCAGGAGAUUGAGGCCUAUGGUCUCCAAUUAGACCGCAGCACCACUGGCUCUCCAACGAAGCCAUCCAUUAAGAAACAGUACUCAGAACUCCUGGAGGCCUCCCAGUUGAGACGCAAGUACCUGGCCUCUCUCUAUGACUACAUGCAGGGCUGCAAUAAGGAGCGUGUCUACCUAACUGAGUACCAGGACAAGAUCCUAAAGAAAGACUGGAGUGACCGCAUGCUAGACCCCCCCGGGGUACGCAUGGAAUACGAGAAAUUCAAAGCAAACGGUCUGCCGAAACAUGAGAGAGAGACAACCAAGCUACAGGAGGAUGGGGAUCGUCUCCUUGGAAUGAAGCACCCUGCCAGCUCCACAAUAUGUGCAAACAGAGACGCAGUGCAACAGGAGUGGACGCGAUUGCUCAACCUUUGCAUCUGCCAGGAUGUACACCUUGGGAAAAUAGAGGACUAUAGGAAGUACCAGCUGGAUGAAGAGACCUUGUCUGAGUCCAUGAAGCGACUGAACUCUAAUCUGGAGCCCAAACCAUUUGACAAAAAGAGCAACUCUGAGAUCCUACUACAGCUUGAGGGUGAUGAAAGGGCAGUACUGAGGAUAACGAACAACGCCUCGGCAGCUCUUAGGGAGUUCAGUAGCACCAUCGCCACCUCUGAAGAUGCGUCGUCUCCCGCCGCCAAGCCCACCCCUCUGGUGUCCCUGUGUGAAUGGACCAGUGGAGAGGACUCAGUGUCUCAAGGAGAGAAUCUCAUGCUGAAGUCCAACUCAGACAACGAGAAAUGGGUGGUCCAGACCAGGACUGGAAAGACCAAAACCCUGCCUGGUGUCUGCUUCCUUGUUCCACCGCCAGACACCGAGGCCCUUGAUAAAGUGGACAGCCUGGACAGAGAGCUUUCUAACCUGAAGAAAAAGAGAUCCUCUCUGAUGGCCUCCCUGAGGAGCCACAGUGUGGAGGUGGUGAGCUCAGUGAAAGCUGCCCCUGUGGCCGGUGCCCCAGAGGACCCCAAAACCACAGUGCUGGACAGUCAGCUGGACAAGAUCAGCAAGGACCUGGACCGCAGUGUGAAUGACAUCCUGAGUCGGCUGAGGACCCCUCUGCCUCGUGGUGACCCCAUAAGCGACCUUGGCAACAGGAUAAAGGAGCAUGAGACUGCCACCUUGACUGUAAGAAACCUGGAGGCAGAGAAGGCUGCGGUUCAGAGAGAGAUGGAGCCCAUCCUAGCCCAGAAGCCCCUUCAACCUUCAGCCUCUGCUCUGUCUGUUAAACUGAGUGGUCUGAACAAUAAGUUUGAUGACGCCAACAACCUUUUUGACCUGUACAAUAAAAAAGCCACGGCCUCCAUGUUCUUGGAAAGGCAGAUUAAAAUGGUGGGGGACUCAAUCUCUGGCUUUGAGAAACAGCUGGCGGAAGAUGCUGCCAUCCCUGAUGUUCCUAAUGCCCUGCAGACACGCACCCAUUAUCUUCAGAAAAUGCGCAAGGAUGUAGCACUAAUGCACGACGAUAUGCAAAAGCUAAGCAGGGACUUGGAGUCCACUGAGCAGAUGAGCAACUCCCUACAGAAAGGCUUCAAUGAGUACUGCCCUGACAUCUGCCGCCAGCAGACCAAUAUAAAAAACCUGAAGAACCGCUAUGCCAAUGUAAACAAUCAACUACAGGAGAGAAUAUCUCUGACGCAAGAGGCAAACAGUAGGAAUCAAGGCUUCCAGAGCUCUGUCCAAUCAUUAAACUUCUAUUUGACCAACCUGCCUAAUAAUAAGAUCAUGCCCAAUGAUGGACUCUCGCAGAUUAACUCCAAACUUAACUCUCAGAAGAGAGUGGUGGAGGACAUUAAAAGGAAGUCUGAUGAUGUGGACCAAGCCAUGAAACAAUCCUGUGAUUUACAGAAUAUCCUUGAUGAGUAUGAGGUCACAUCCUGUAAGUACCGUGGCACACUGAAAGAUUUGGAUGUGGAAGAUUCAACAAGAUGUCAAACAUCCACUGUGGCUGAUGCUGUGCUAAAAAAGGAGAGAGCUCUACUGAACCUCUACUCCGAAGUGUCUGCAGAGAAUGAUCAGCUUCUCAACAACAUGGGAUUGGCUAAAAACAUGAUUACACAGAAUGAACAGAAAGUGAGCCAGGUGGUUGUGAAACAGCAGCGGCAGCUGCAAAGCCAGCAGAAAGACGUUGAGGAAGCAGACAGUCUAAAGAGAGAGCUGGCGGAGGAGAUUGCCAGGCGUUCCCAUGCAGAGACAGAACUAGCAACAUUCAGAAAGAGGUUUGUUUCACUGAAAAGUCGCAGAGGUGUGGAACGAACGGAGGAGAGGGAAGUUGUGCAAUACUACCGUGACCCCAAACUAGAGAGCGACCUGGAGUCCCUGAAGAUUAGGAUUCAAGAUGAGAGUAAGAGACGCUCUGGCACCCUGACAGACAUAAAGGUUGUCAAUGAGAAUAUAAUUCGCCUGCAGACUGAUCUAACAAAUGUCAAACCUAGGCUGGUGACCAAGGUCUUGACAGAGUUUGAGAAAGACCCUCUGCUUGACAAGGAGGCCACAAAACUGAGAGAUGAGAUGCGUAGGUUGGAGCAAGAGGUACAGGUGAGAGAUUCAGAGACGGUCCAUAUGAAAACUGAAAUAAAAGUUCUGGCACAGAAGAGGCCAACUAUCAAGGAGACAGUAGUGAAGAAGGAAGUGGUGAGACUAGAAAAAGACCCAGAGAUGCUGAAAGCUGUUCUGACAUUUCAGACUGCAAUUACAGAGGAGGGAGAAAGAUCAAAGGCUCUCAAUGAUGAAAUAUUCCGCACUAGGAGCCAAAUAAACACACUUGAGAGAGUAAUUCCAACUAUCCAGCCUAAGAUUGUUACUAAGGUGCUGAAGAGGGUUGAACAGGACCCAAAACUAAUUGAAGAUGUUAAGACUACCCAGACCAGUCUAGAGGAGGAGAAAAAGAUGAAUAGUGACUUGAUGGAGGAGCUUACCCACCUCCAGAUUCGCUACAGUGAAGUUGAAAAGCUGCGACCCAAGCUUGAGGUCAAGGAGAUUAUCAAUGAGAUCUACAGGGUGGACCCUGAGACAGAAGUGGAGCUGGUGAGGCUAAGGAAAGAGCUGCAGGACUCAAACCGGAACCAUACUAAUCUGCAGAAAGAAAUUGACCUAAUUAUGGUGGAUCUUAAAUCUCUGCGUUCGCAAAAACCCAAGUUAGAGUACAAGGAAGUAACACAGGAAAUGAUUAAAGAAGAGAAAAGCCCAGAGGUUAUCAGGGAAAUGAAGAGGUUGAAUGACCAGGUUUCCCAUCUACGGGUCUCAUAUGAUAGCACUUUAGAAUUGCUGAGCCAACUGCGUAAAGAAAGGGAUGAAUGGAGGGUGGAAAAGUCUAAAAUAGAGACAAAGCUUGUAAACAAAGAGGUGGUCAAAUAUGAAGAUGACCCCCUUCUGGAGAAGGAGGCUGACCGCCUGAAAAGAAAUGUGAGGGAGGAAAUUCAGCAACGACGCAACAUGGAAGAAACUGUCUUUGAUCUGCAGAACAAGUACAUCAUGCUUGAGAGACAGAAACCAGAGGAGAAGAUUGUGAUGCAAGAAAUGGUACGUCUUCAGAAGGACCCAAAACUAAUUCUGGAGCACGAAAAGCUAAACAAGAAUCUGGAUGAAGAGGUUCAUUCCCGAAGAAAAUUAGAAUUGGAAGUACGACAGCUGAGAGCACUGGUUGAGGAGAAACAGAAAAGCCUUGCACUGAUGGAUGACCGUCAAAAGAAGAUCCAAGUAGAAACUGAGCUUAGACAGAUCAAAACUCGCAUCUUCGAGCUUGAAAAUGCCCCUCCACCCAUUCAGGAGAAGAUCAUUAUUGAGGAAGUCCUUAAAGUGGAGAGAGACCCCGAUCUUGAGAAAAUAACUAGUGGCUUACGCAUAGACCUGGAUAAGGAGGAAAACAUUAUAAGUCGUCUUGAGAGGGAUAUUCGAAAUCUGACAGUCAAACUGGACAUUUUGCGAAAGGAGAAGUCAGUUGAAAAGACGGUAUAUAAGGAGGUUAUUCGGGUGGAGAAGGACCAGAAUGUGGAGGCUGAGAGGGACCAUCUCAGAGAACUAGUGUUGCUGGAGAGAAGUGCCAGACGGGACCAAGAAGAUGAAAUCCAGAAGCUUAAUAUCAAACUGACUCGGCUCCAGUCCACAAUGUCGGACACCUCUCAUGAAGAAAAAAGCAUAACCCUCAAUCGAGAUUCCCUGAUGAAAGAGAAAGAAAGUCUCUUGAAAGAACUGAAGACUUUGGAGUCUGAAAAGCAGGACAUAAGCAUAAUGUUCCAACAGCAGUCCAGGCUGAUGAGUGAAAGGAACCAGAUAAAUCGGCAAAGGAGCAUCAAAAUGGAUUCUGAGGUGCAACGUCUAGAAAAGGACAUCCUUAAUGAAAAAGAUCAGAUACACCAAAAGGAGACCUACAUUAUGGGGCUGCAGAACAAUCUGAAGAAAGAGAACCACUCUGAGACACACACCAGAGAGACCAACCUCUCCACUAGAAUCAGCAUCCUGGAUCCUGAGACUGGGAAAGACAUGGCACCAUAUGAUGCCUAUCUCGAGGGUCUUAUUGACCGUAAACAGUACAUCCACCUUCAGGAGCUGGAGUGUGACUGGGAGGAGAUUACCUCAAUGGGUCCCGAUGGAGAGACGUCAAUUCUGCAAGACCGUAAAAGUGGAAAGCAAUUCUCUGUUAGGGAUGCUCUGAAGGAAGGUCGCUUGACCCAGUAUCAUGUGCAGCAAUACAAGGAGGGAAAAAUGCCUAUCUCAGAAUUUGCUCUCUUGGUUGCCGGGGAUUCCAAACCCAAGCCGUACAUUGGUCCAGUUGCAACGCAAAAAUCUCCCGUUAGGACCACAUCAACAUCUUCUCUGAACACAAUGCCAUCAUCACUAAGGUCUUCCUACUCAAAUCUCACAAACAACCGCUAUGGCAGCAGUAGCAACCUCUCCAGUUCUAGUGGUGAUGAGCUCUUCCCCAUCUCCGGAGUGCUGGACACAACCACCAACAGCCGCAUGUCUGUGCGGAGUGCCCUGACUCGAAAACUAAUUGACCUAGAUACAGCCCUGACGCUCCUGGAGGCACAGGCCGCUACAGGGGGCAUUAUUGACCUCAACCGAAAGGAGAAGUACUCCGUUCACAAGGCAGUAGAUAUCGGUCUCAUUGACAAAACUCAAAUGAAGUUGCUACUCAAUGCUCAGAAGGCCUAUACUGGUGUGGAGGAUCCUGUGACCAAGGAGCGUCUUGCAGUAGGGCAAGCAGCUCAGAAAGGAUGGAUACCUCAGGAUAGUGCGAUAAGAUACAUGGAAGCACAGCUCCUGACUGGUGGGCUGGUGAACCCCCAAAAAGCUGGUCGCAUCAGUGUCCAAGAUGCUCUUCAGAGCAAGAUCAUCAACAGUGAAGUGGCCAACGACCUCCAAGACAACUCUGCCCACACUAUACGGUUGAUCGACCCUAUCAAAAAAGAGAAGAUCUCGUACAAGGAGGCAAUGGAUCGGUGCAAAAAAGAUAUCACUACAGGGCUUCUGCUUCUUCCUGCAGCAUCCACCGACUCCAAAGAUGCUCCCCUGUUUUCUAAUUAUCGAUUCUCUAGCUCCCACAGUCAAGUCUAGACUUUUGGCAGACACAGGCCAGGGCUAGAGUAUAGAGAUGCUACAACUUCAUUUGCAAAAGAGAAAUUUAAAGAAAUAUAUGUAACAAAGUAAAAUAAUGUUUUUAUUGUGGCUUUAAGCAAAAGUCAAUAGAUUGUCUGGGUUGUGCAGUGAACGGUUUACUUAUUCUGUAUUAAUAUUAUGAUUCUUCUCAAUAUUAUAUUUUCUCCAAUAUUCUGAGUCAAAAUAAAGAUUUUCAAAGUUGA